Molecule: messenger RNA, 906 nt
Organism: Meloidogyne enterolobii
Lineage: Eukaryota; Metazoa; Nematoda; Chromadorea; Rhabditida; Meloidogynidae
Source: the annotation of a GenBank genome assembly
AUGGUUGUUGGAAGACAUUCAUUUAAUAUCCAAUCACAAAUUGAAGAUAAUUCAAAAGAAUUAAUUUAUUCUUCUUCUUCUUCAAAUAAUUGUGAUAAACAAACUAAAAUAUUACGAACAAUUUUAUCUGAGCCAGUAAAUAAUAAUAAAGAACAAUCAGAAUUAAUUACUCCUCCAACACUUUCUUCUUUAAUUAUUCAACAAGAUAAUCAACAAAUUACUACCACUAAUUUAUCUUAUAAUCAAAUAAAUUGUCUUGAAAAUGUCCAUCGUUUAUUAAAAAGUCAAAAAAGCAAUUCUCGUGUUGGAACAGAAGAAGAUAUUAAAUCAAUUAAAAGAAAUCAAAAAACAACAGAAAUUAAUUAUUAUUCUUCAAAUAUUUUAACAAAAGAAUUACUUCAAAAACACAAUCAACGUUGGGAAGAAGAAUGUAGAGAUAAUUGGAAUAAAAAACUUUCUUCAACAAUUUAUUUAAAAAGAAAAUUAAUUAAAGAAGAAGAAGAAGAAACUUUACCUUUAAAACAAUUAAAAUGUGAAGAAAAUAUUAUUAAAGAAGGAAAUUGUGAAAGAAAUUUUGAAAAUUCUUCAAAUUCUCCAAUACCAUUAAAAAGAAAAUAUUCAAAUAAUUCACAAAAAUAUUUUGGACAAGAAAUUGGAGAAUUAUUUAAUUGUCUUCAACAAAAAAAUAAAAAAGAAGAAAUAAAUACAAUAAAAAUACUUCCUCAACAACCUAAACAAUUAAAUAAUAAUUUAAAACAAAAUUCUGAAUUAAUUGAGCAACUUUUACAUGCCGCGAAUUUUGCUAGAAAUACUUUAGCUAUUAAAUUAUUACAAAAAAAUAAUUUUUCUUCUUCACAACAAAUAAAUAAUAAUUUAAAUUAUUUAAAAGAAUUUCAAUUUAUUUAA